AUGCACCACGGCAACAGAGGGCAUAACACGUCCGCGGUGUACGCACUGCAAUGCCGAAAACCUCCCGGCAACACGUACGGGUCUUCACCUACGCAUCUGUUUGCGAAGGAGGGGAGGGAGAGGGCGGCUCCAGCCUUAACUACGACACUCUGCCGCCCCCUCGUUGCAGCUUGUGCAGGCGCUCGGGCAUACAUCGCCAGUCCCGGCAAUCCUGCAGCUGGUCUGCGGGGACGAAGUAGCGUCGCCGCAGCCACGCGAACCCACCGGCCAAAUGCAGGGCGUGGUCGAUCGGCGCGAGGGAAAGCGGGCGGGGCGGAGGUGGAGGGAAGGAAAAAAGGAACCAGCCGCUGGAGCCGAGAAAGCGGGGGCCCCGGAGCGAAAGAACAAAGAGGGAGAGGACGGGCGACCGAAGAGGCGAAAGGAGGAAGAAGGACGAUCGGCAAGAUUGGAAGGCCUGAACCCGCAGAUGUCGAAGAAGCCGAUAAGGCCGGAGGAAAGGGAAGAGAGCGAGAUGAGAGAAGAGAAAGUGGGAGGGAAAGAAGCUGGGGAAAGAGAUGCGAAAGAGGAGAUAGGAGAAAAAGGAAGCGGGAUGGGAGGCAAGAGAUGAGAAAAGAGGCGGAGAAUGUGAAGGGGAUGAAAGAGAAGGAAAGGGGAAGAUAUGAGGAGGGAAAAGGAAAAGGAGAAGAUGGAACGCAAAAGGAGGAAGAGGGGGAAGAGAAGAGAAGAAGGACAUUAAGAAAAAGAAAAAUGAGGGCAUGGAAACUAAAAGCAAAAGAAAAGGGAAAAGGUAAUAGGGAAAGAAAGCGGAAGAACGAAACGAAGGUAAAAGGAGAAGAAGGUAAAAGGGGAAGAAGGGGAAAAAGGGAAAAUGGGGUAAAGAGUGAGGUAAAAGAUUGGGGGAAAGGGGGAGGCGGAAGGGGGAGGGGGAAACGCGCUCUGAGACAGGAAGCAGAGCAGACGCUCGCGAAUUCUCAGCCAGGCGCCCGCCGCACUGACACAGGUCAGCGACCUGUGUGUGUGUGUGUGUGUACUAAUAGGAGGAGAAGGAAUGAUCUCACGCAGGGCUCAUCGGGGAUGGCUUCACCGGCGAGAGCUAUUGAGGCGACGAGGGCGCCGGGUCGGCGUGGGUGCACAGAACCGCUUUGCACGACCACAGGCAGCACCGGGCGGCGGCCUUCAGGAGGGAGGGCGGGAGACGAAGACGGCUACCCGGGAGCCGCGGAGACGGUGUUGGGUGCGUGGGGGCGCGCGGCGCGUGGGGCGGUAGUGUGGCGGGCGCAUGGCAGUGGGCGUGGGGGCGGCAGCGCGCGAUACAGAAGUGGGGUGGAGUGGGCUGCCGUGCACACGCUGCGUGGGGGGCGCAGUGGCGGUGGGGCGGCGCGGUGGGCGGCAGCGCCGGCGGUGGGGCGGCAGCGGCGGGGGGGCGGCAGCGCGGUGGGGCGCGCCUGUAUGUCAGGCCGCGUGGGAGCGCGGCGACACGGCGUGGUGCGGUGGAGCGGGGGCCCGCGCGUCGACGGGGGGAUGCAGCGGGGGCGUGACGGCGAGGCGGUGACGGCGAGGCGGGUGACGGCGAAGGCGGCGUUGGCAGCGGUGGAUGCGGUGACUCGGGAGCGGCCCGUAGCGGCAUCGCGGGGGCGGCCGGAGGUUUCAAAGGGCGCUGAGGCGGCCACGGAGAGACUCGCGUGGGCGGGGACGGUGGGGCGGCGGCAGCGUUUGACACUCAGCAUAAAGCCGGAGCAACGGGCGUGCUCCUGCUUGCCUCUCCCCCACCCCGGGGGCGGAAUAACCAGGCGUCUAAGAGGCCAAACGGCUCGCGCGCCGACGAGCGAUCACCGCGGCGGGGCUCCUAGAUUCGCCACCCGCUGCCCCCCCCUCCUGCUUCGCCCGACGCACUGCGGCAGUUGGAUGGACGGGUACUGCACUCCAGUUGCGACAUCACGAUCACGGACACUGCUGCGGUAA
Molecule: messenger RNA, 1962 nt
Organism: Gryllus bimaculatus (two-spotted cricket)
Lineage: Eukaryota; Metazoa; Arthropoda; Insecta; Orthoptera; Gryllidae
Source: the annotation of a GenBank genome assembly